Molecule: messenger RNA, 1590 nt
Organism: Symbiodinium sp. CCMP2592
Lineage: Eukaryota; Dinophyceae; Suessiales; Symbiodiniaceae
Source: the annotation of a GenBank genome assembly
AUGCCUUGCCAGGAACGAUCGCAGUAUCCCUGCAGCGCCCUUCCUCAUUUGCCAGAUGCGAUUGAUCCACAUGACAGCGGCCGGGAGCUCGAGGAUGGUCCUGUUCACUGGGAGUGGUUGCAGGAAGGCUCGAUUCAGUACCUGAUUCAGCCGGACGUGAUGUCAUCUGUUGUAGAAGAGCUACCGCCCAGGGAUGAGUUGGUCUUCUGCUACAAGGACCUCAACGAGCUGCUGGAUGCGAAGCUCAUUUUGUCGUUUGCUUUCAGAAUUUGCAGGCAACGGGGCCAAGCCUUCCUGUACCGUGUCUUCGCUGCCUGGAGCACGGCGAUCUGUAGCCUUCCGCAAAGCGAGGUGAAUGCUGUGCCAGGCCGCUUGUCACGGGCCGCUGAAAAAAGCUUCCUUACUCGCUGCUUGGAUCUGCUUCACCUGGAAGCGGCUGACUUCCAUGACGGGCACUUGCCUGGGGAGGCCUUCGUCGAGUUCCUUCGCUGGAUGUGUGCAACUUCGACGAUUGAUCUGGUCAUGCUGAAGAUGGAUGUUGCCACAGUGGAGAAAUCCUUCCCUAUUCAGCAUGAGAUAGUGAAAAGCCAGAUGUGGAAGCUUGUCAAGGGAGAGAAGCCUCCCUACAGGAACCGCCCGAACGACGUCAGGGGUGGUCUCAGCUCCGGGCUGGGAGCAGAACUGCUGAUGGCGCUCAUCGAGAAGGGCUUGCCGAGAUGGUGCUGGGCUGGCUGCAUAGGCCCUUUCAACGACAACCUUCUCCAGUAUAUCCUUGAGCCAGCAGACCGAGGGGUAGCAAUCGACGCCGGGAAAGCCGUUGCCGAAGGGAGGCUUUGCAUCUUCCUGGCUCGAAACUUGAGUCUGGAAGAGCUGUGCCAUCAGAACCAGGAUCGAAGAAAUGCUUUGUCCUAUGCUGAAGACUUUGCCGAGCACUACGAAGCGGUGCCUAUGCUUGCAGGGCGUGGAGACGUGUGGAUCGCGGUGCGUGAUGUGAUCCGCACGGAGAUGGAGGGCGACCUCCUGCAGCUCGCGGAGCUCGCGCGCUCGGCGCGAGCGGGCCUCGGUGGUAGAGUUGAUCUCCCCGCUUUCGACGACGAAAUCUGGCGACGAGCCGCAACUGUGCGCGAAGAGUGGUUGAGGAUGGGUUGGAGGUUCCUGGAAGGUACCGAAUGCGCGCAGAUCUCCGAGGUUCUGAGUUGGCAUCUCCAAGCCGUGGGGCUGGCGACAGUGGGCUGGAUCGCCACUGAUCUCGGCUUCCGUUUCCCCGGCGAGAAGUUCCAGGCCGUCGCCAAUUCCGUGGAGGCGCAUGACAAGAUGGUGGAGGCCGGCUACAUGCUCCCGUUCUUCGGGGCCAUUGGCAUCUUCGAGCUCUUCGCUCUGUGGCUCUUCUUCCAGUCCUGGCCAAUUGGUGAUGGCAUCAACAGGGAGGCUGGAGACUACUGGCUGGGCAAGCAGUUCCUGCCCAAGGACCCUGCGAAGGAGAAGGACAUGCGCCUCAAGGAGCUGGAGAAUGGCCGUCUUGCCAUGUUCGCUUUCAGCGGCAUCGUGACCCAGGCCGUGAUCACCGGCAAGACUUGGCCUUUCAUGUGA